Messenger RNA from Phacochoerus africanus (Common warthog), 951 nucleotides. Its product is annotated as olfactory receptor 10A7. Gene Ontology annotation, cellular component: membrane. Gene Ontology annotation, biological process: G protein-coupled receptor signaling pathway. NCBI's taxonomy places the organism in Eukaryota, Metazoa, Chordata, Mammalia, Artiodactyla, Suidae. The record is from RefSeq and is a predicted model, not a curated record. The coding region runs from base 1 to 951 and encodes 316 amino acids. Gene Ontology annotation, molecular function: G protein-coupled receptor activity; olfactory receptor activity. The transcript has a single exon.
AUGAUUUGUGAAAAUCACACCCAAGUGACUCAAUUUAUUCUUCUCGGCUUCACAAACAACCCUGAAAUGCAAGUUUCCCUCUUUGUUUUAUUCCUGCUCAUCUAUUUGGUCACUUUGUUGGGCAACUUCCUUAUUGUCACCGUUACCAGUGUGGAUCCUGCUCUUCAAACACCCAUGUACUUCUUUCUCAGAAACCUGUCUCUUCUUGAAGUCUGUUUCACCUUGGUCAUGGUGCCGAAGAUGCUGGUAGAUCUAGUGUCCUCAAGGAAGAGCAUCUCUUUUGUAGGCUGUGGUGCCCAGAUGUACUUCUUUUUCUUCUUUGGCAGCUCAGAAUGUUUCCUCCUCUCCAUGAUGGCUUAUGAUCGCUUUGUGGCCAUCUGUAACCCUCUCCGUUAUUCAGUCGUAAUGAACAGGUCGCUGUGUUUGUGGAUGGCUCUAGGUUCUUGGAUGUCUGGUGUUCCUGUCUCUAUGCUGCAGACAGCUUGGCUGAUGGCCCAUCCUUUCUGUGGACCAAACACCAUAGAUCACUUCUUUUGUGAUGGGCCCCCAGUGUUGAAACUAGUCACCCAGGAUACAACCAUGUAUGAAAUGCAAGCACUUGCCUCCACACUGCUAUUUAUCAUGUUUCCCUUUUCCCUCAUUUUGGUCUCCUACACCCGUAUUGUUAAAACCAUCUUGAUGAUGCCCUCUGCUACUGGCCGCCAGAAGGCAUUCUCCACUUGUUCAUCCCACCUCAUUGUGGUAUCCCUUUUCUAUGGAACGGCCAGCUUGACCUACCUACGACCCAAAUCCAGCCAGUCCCCUGAGAGCAAGAAGCUAGUGUCAUUGUCCUACACUGUCAUCACACCUAUGUUAAAUCCUAUCAUCUACAGCCUGAGGAACAAUGAGGUGAAGGGGGCAGUUAAGAGGACUGUCACUCGAAAAGUCUUACGGAAGUUAGAUGUGCCUUGA